GUCGCCUGCUCCAUUGGCGCUUGUUCCACAAAAUGGCGACGGAGCGCUCUCUGGGCGCUCUCCUGCGAUCACUUCAAUCCUCCUCCAACCUUCAGGAUGUCUUCGCCUUGCUUCCGACGGCGACGAGCCUCUUAUCUGUGCUGGGGAAUCCCCUGAACAUCACCCUUCUCGCGUCACAGCUGCUGGCAGCUCCGGCUCUUUGGGAUCAUUCCGUCGAUCUUAUAUCCUGUCGAAAGAUCCUCAGCGUCUUCAAUACCGCCGCCAUUGCCAUCUUACAGAGUGAAGCGUCGGAUGACCCGAGAAUACCCUACACGAAACCCAGGAAGAUCGAGCGCGAGGAUUGGGUAAAGGCGAUUGUCAAUGGAGCGGAUGAGAAGUCGCCGCGGUGGAGGCACACCAUCCUCAUUGGUGGUCUUUUGCUGGGGUUCGAAGGUCAAAACAGACAGGGAUUGCCGUGGCAUGUUCGAAGGAAACUCGAGGGGGCUCUUGUGACGGCUGCGCAACUUGCUCUUGAAGAGCUGGACCCUCGAAGUGAGAUCGAUAGCCGAUGUAUCACCAUGGUCUUGAAUUAUUCCUUUGAGCUUCUAUCCGAUUCGGAGAGGGGCAGGCUGGACUAUGACUUGUUGCUCCCCGUCCUGAUUGAUGCGACCUAUCUGUCUCCUGAGGGCCUCGAAGGGGGAUACUUUCUGGGCACUGUGGACAAAGACGUGGUGGAAGCGCCCGGAAAGCAAUUCCAGUGGUCGGCGCAGUCCGACACGUUUCUACGCCUGUCAGCAAUAUCCUCCAGUCCACUUGUUUCUGCGUUGGGACCGCUCUCUCGAAUUAUUGCACAUGCUAUUGAGAAUGUGCAAGACCCGGGAUUGGUUGCGCAAUCUCUGGAUCAUAUCACAGACUUUGUGCGUACGCUAAUGGUGCAAUGGCGCCAGAACAAGUUGUCGGAGAUCGAUAGAGCCGAAGAAGCCGAGUUUCUAGACCCUGAGUCACUCAAGAGUACGAUCCCAGCCCUCUGGAGACUGCUCCGCAACUGCCUGUAUUCGGUUGUGAUUGUGCUCCGGGCUGUACUGGGAAGAGUGAUCAAUGACCAUGUGCUAGCUGCUCAUCGCAGUGCUCCGUUCUUAUCGAUGCAGGCUCUUCAUAUACUUCGAAACCUUUACUUCGUUUCAUCCCGCAUUGGGCAGAACGCUUCAUCGCAACACCUGUUUGUGACGCUGGCGGCUGUCGAUAUCCUUGCACAGUACCCAGACCUAGCUGAGAACUUCCUGAGAAGCAUCAAGCCCAGUGAACUCGGCCAGAUCCCGGCCCAUCCUAUCGAGAGGUGCCUUGAUCUGUUCUUCCUCAAUACCUCGGAGCUCUUUACCCCUAUACUAUCCCCUGCGUGCAGCGAAGAGCUGCUCAUUGCGGCUGCAGUUCCGUACCUUCCUGCGGGAGGAAAUAAUCAUCUGCUCGAGAUUUUCGAAGCAGCUCAUAGCGCGGUCCUGGCCGUUUUUGCCAUCCCCAAGAACGCAGCCGUGGCAGCAAAACAUCUGCCGUUCUACAUCGACAAUCUCUUCGCGGUAUUCCCCGAUAAUCUGUCAGCCCGGCAAUUCCGCCUCGCCUUCAAGACGGUGAUCCAAGUCACCGCGCCCCCGUCACCUAUCGCGAACACACAGCGUCUUCUACCCUCUAUUCUACUAGAAGUGCUCUACGAUCGAGCAUUGCACGCAUCUGAUCAAUUGCUAUUACAGCCAUCGCAAGGCGAGGGUCCCGACCUGGGCAAAUCCCCGCCAGUCUCGGAACAAGCAGCGCUUACUCUCGCCCUGAUCGAUAGUCUCUGUUUCUUGCGCGUUGAGGGACUCGAGGAAUGGCUUCCCCUCACAGCACAUCUACUCAAUUCGAUCACCGGGCCCGAUAUGCAUAAGAUGUGCGUGGAGCGGUUCUGGGAGGCGUUGAGCGGCGGCGAGAUGGAUGUUGAACGUGCCAACUACUGCGUCACCUGGUGGAGCACGCAGGGCGGGCGGGAGCUUGUUCUGUAUGGGGCCGAAUCCGGGGAGACAGCCGAGUCCGACGAGGCUCAGGGGGCCUACAUGAGCGGAGCCAUUGGCGACGUCGCCCGGGAGAGCAAACUCUAGCUGCUGCUGCUGCUGCUGCUGCUCUCUCUCCCACUUCCUGUAUAUACAUGAGUCCGCCGAGUAUGGGUUACGAUAGCGCACGGCGUUGGGAGCAUUUGAUACCAUUUAGCGAUGUCAAUAAAUUUUCAC
This is a messenger RNA of Aspergillus heteromorphus CBS 117.55, 2237 nucleotides long. It is a transcript of the gene pex8, whose product is annotated as putative peroxisomal membrane protein Pex17. The record is from RefSeq and is a predicted model, not a curated record. Bases 33 to 2108 code for a protein of 691 amino acids. The transcript has 4 exons. NCBI's taxonomy places the organism in Eukaryota, Fungi, Ascomycota, Eurotiomycetes, Eurotiales, Aspergillaceae.